AUGAAGCUGACCAGCAGCUGCAAUGCUCCAAAAACGCUAAAUGUCAAUAACAUGGAGACAUUCAUUGAAUGUCAAUCAGAGGGUGAUAUCAAGCAACAUCCUCUGUUGGCAUCAUGCGAGAGUGAAGAUAGCAUUUGCCAGCUGAUUGAAAUUAAGAAGAGAAAGAAGGUGCUGUCCUGGCCCUUUCUCAUGCGAAGGCUUUCUCCUCCAUCGGAUUUUUCUGGGGCUUCCGAGCCAGAAUUGAAAGCGUCCUUGUUUGAUCAGCCCUUGUCGAUUAUCUGUGGUGACGAUGACGCCCUCCCCAGACCCAUCCAGGAUAUUCUCACUAUUCUGUGCCUGAAAGGCCCCUCCACUGAAGGAAUAUUUAGGAAAGCAGCCAACGAGAAAGCCCGCAAAGAACUCAAGGAGGAGCUCAACUCGGGAGUCAUGGUGGAUCUGAAAAGUCUCCCCGUGCACCUCCUGGCAGUGGUCUUUAAGGACUUCCUCCGGAGUAUCCCCCGGAAGCUGCUCUCCUGUGACCUGUUUGAGGACUGGAUGGGUGCCCUGGAGAGACAGAACGAGGAGGACAGGAUCGAGGCCCUGAGACAGGUCGCAGAGAAGCUGCCGCGGCCCAACCUGCUGCUGCUCAAGCACCUGCUCUCCGUGCUCUACCUGGUCAGCAAGAACGCCGAGGUCAGCAAGAUGGACGCCAGCAACCUCGCCAUCUGCGUGGGGCCCAACAUGCUGACCCGGGAGAGUGACCGGGACCUCUCGCUGGAAGCCCAGAAAGACUUGAACAAUCAGGUGAAGAAGUUGGUGGAGUUCCUCAUCGACAACUGCCCGGAGAUCUUCGGGGAGAACAUCCCAGUGCAUUCCAGUUCCGUCUCCGACGACUCCCUGGAGCACACGGACGGCUCAGACACGUCGACCCUGCAGAAUGACUCGGCCUAUGACAGCACCGACCCUGACGGGGACUGCGGCAGCGCCCUGGGCUCCCCGGCCAGGCUGCCCCCGGGGCCCGGGGACACAGCCGCCCGCGUGGAGCCCGCGGCCAGCACGGUGGCCAGGCUGAAGCGCGCCCUCGACCCGGACAGGAGGCACUCGGAGCCCGGCGUGUCGCCCUCACCAGAGCGCCUGGGGCGCCGGCAAGCUAACCCGAAGCUGACCCGCAGCGAGGACGCGCCCAGGGCCCGGCCGGCCUCCAGCUCCGGAAGUGAGGAGGCCGAGGACCCCUUCCCCGAGGAGGUGUUUCCCGCGGGGGAAGGUGGGAGCCAGAGGCCGCAGGACCUGCAGGACCUGCAUGUGCAGAGCUCCACGCGGGGCGCAGUGUCCCUGCAGGGACGGGCGCCCACGGCCUGCUCCAGUGGCUCCCUGGACGCCUCCUCUGACAGCUCGCCCCCGGCUUCCCCCUCCAGCCCCAGGAGAAACUUCUUCAACAGACACCAGUCUUUUACAAAGACAGAUAAAAGCAAGCCCAGCAGAGAGAUAAAAAAACACUCCAUGUCCUUCUCCUUCGCCUCGCACAAGAGGGCGCUGCCCAGGCCCCCCAGCCUGUCGCUGAGAGCCAGAGGCCUGGCCAGAGACCCCGGCAGGAAAGACUUGAGGAGGGAGAGCCAGCUGGCUGGGCGAAUCGUCCAGGAGAACUUGUCUGAAACCCCUGGCCAGGCAGCUCUGGACUUUAGCCCAGGAUCCUGUGCCCUGUCCGGGGAGGACAUGUUCCGGCUGGUGGACAGGACGAGGCCCGGCAGCCCCCCCUCCUACGAAGAGGCUGUGCGGGGCCAGGGCCUGGCGCUCGCUGCUCGUGGGAGCCAGACGGUUGGCAGCCUGCGGGCCAGGAUGCUCAGCCUGGACUCAGGGCUGGCGCCUCGCCUGCCUGUGCACCACGGAGCGGACUUGGGGAGCACAUGCGGCCAGGAGCCCCUCGAUGGGCACAGACUCUCGCCCAGGACUGUGAGCUGGAGCCAGAGCAGGACUGGCUGUGCUUCUGGGGAGACGGUCGAACCAGUGACCGUCAUCGGGAGGCCCGAGCUGCACCGGCUCAGAACUGUGUCCGAGUCCCCGCAGGGGGGCCCGUGGGACUGCCUGGCGGGGCGCUGCAGCCACAGCCAGCCGGCCUUCGAGGCUGACCAGCUGCUCUACGCCAAGGAGUCCUACAUCUAG
This is a messenger RNA of Pipistrellus nathusii (Nathusius's pipistrelle), 2139 nucleotides long. The record is from the annotation of a GenBank genome assembly. NCBI's taxonomy places the organism in Eukaryota, Metazoa, Chordata, Mammalia, Chiroptera, Vespertilionidae.